Messenger RNA from Pectinophora gossypiella (pink bollworm), 1188 nucleotides. RefSeq names its product calphotin-like (gene CPH20). The transcript has 4 exons. The record is from RefSeq and is a predicted model, not a curated record. Bases 28 to 1188 code for a protein of 386 amino acids. Lineage: Eukaryota; Metazoa; Arthropoda; Insecta; Lepidoptera; Gelechiidae.
ACCAUAGGAAAAACAACAAUCAGCAACAUGUACAAAAUUGUGAUCCUCCUUGCCACCAUCGCCCUGGCUGCGGCGAAGCCCAGCAUCGCGCCAGUAGCAUACGCUGCCGCCCCGGCUCCUCUAGUAGCCGCCCCUGCCCCGGUAGUGGCUGCCCCCGCGCCUUUCGUCACCGCCACCAGCUCUCAGUACGUCGCAAGGAACUACAACGGCCUUUAUGCCGCUGCUGCUCCAUUAGUCGCCGCCCCCGCUCCGGUUGUAGCGGCCGCCCCUGCGCCUAUUGUGGCUGCCGCGCCCGCGCCUCUAGUGGCCCCCGCGGCUAGAUUCGUGGCCGCAGCACCGGCACCACUUGUGGCCCCAGCACCGGCACCACUCGUGGCCCCGGCCCCAGUUGUACCAGCGUUCGCUCGUUACGCCGCCGCUCCCUAUGCUGCCGCCCCUUACUAUGCUCCAUCACCUUACUACGCUCCUUCCGCACCCCUCAUCGCCUACCCGACUAAUCGAGUCACUCCAUCCACAAUGUCACUGCUAACACUAGUCAUUUCCAUCGUCGGGAUCCUAGCUAACUGUUCUGCUAGUGGGAUACCCCAUCUGUUACCAGCGAUCAGAUCACUACCAGUGGUGCGCUAUGCUCCGUUCUACAACUUCCCGAAUGGAGUGCGAUCAAUACACGCUGUAGCACCGGCCGUGGCACCAGCUCCAGUAUUCGCGGCGCCGCUAGCUGCUCCUCCUCCAAUCCUGCCGCCUCCUCCACCAGCGUUUGCUCCAGCACCGCUAGUCCCUGCACCAGCGUUCCCCGCACCGGCUUUCCCCGCGCCUGCCUUCCCUGCACCCGUAUUACCAGCUCCAGCGUUCGCGGCGCCAGUAUUACCAGCCCCCGCAUUCCCGGCUCCAGUGCUACCAGCACCGCCGCCAGCCUUCGCGCCGGCACCGGUCUACCCUUUCCUGCCUAGAGUGGCCCCUGCCGUGCCAGCACUACCUGCUCCAAUAUUCGCUAGAGCUGCAGUACCAUUCGCACCUGUGAUCAGACCUGUGGCCCCGGCUUUGCCUGUUGCACCAGCGCCACUCUUCGCUCCCGCAGUAGCACCUGCUCCAUUUGGACUGGCCCGAGUGUACCCACACGCACACAGAUUCCUCGCCCCAGCACCGGUGUUACCCGCGGCGCCACUUGUCAAACAGUUUUGGAAAUGA